GGCAGAGCUGCGCAGGUUGCAGCUUCCCAAGAGAUCUCAGCUGGAUUCUGCUUGAUCUCCCUAAGGAGAGAAGAAGCAUGAGCAGUACCAGGGGAAAAGUUAUUAAAUGUAAGGCUGCUAUUGCCUGGGAAGCGGGGAAACCCCUUUCUCUCGAAGAGGUUGAAGUUUCUCCUCCUAAAGAACAUGAAAUCCGAGUUAAGAUUAUUGCCACUGGUGUAUGUCGCACAGAUGCUCAUGGCAUGAGCCCAAGAUUUAAAGAGGGCCUUUUCCCAGUCAUACUAGGACAUGAGGGAGCUGGGAUUGUAGAAAGUAUUGGUCCUGGUGUGACAAGAUUUAAAUCAGGCGACAAAGUUAUCCCGCUGUACCUUCCUCAGUGUGGACAAUGCAAGUUCUGCUUAAGUCCCAAAACCAACCUUUGUGAACGGAUCAGCAAAGCGAAAACGCCCAUUUCUGACCAACACCUGAUGCUCGACGGCACUAGCAGGUUCACUUGUAAAGGACAGAAGAUAUACCAUUUCAUGGGAACCAGCACCUUCUCUGAAUACACGGUUGUAGCAGAAAGCUCCCUUGCCAAAAUUGAUGCUGCAGCUCCUUUGGAUAAAGUCUGCUUAAUUGGUUGUGGGUUUUCUACUGGUUAUGGGGCUGCCAUUAAUACUGCCAAGGUUGAACCUGGCUUCACAUGCGCUGUCUUUGGUUUGGGAGGGGUCGGCCUUUCCGCUGUCAUGGGUUGCAAAGUGGCUGGAGCAUCUCGUAUCUUUGGGAUUGACAUUAACAAAAACAAAUUUGCACUGGCCAAAGAGCUAGGAGCCACCGACUGCCUCCAUCCUCAGGAGUUCAAGAAACCCAUCCAAAAGGUGAUCGCUGAAAUGACCAGUGGAGGGGUAGAUUGUUCCAUUGAGUGCAGUGGAAACAUUGCCAUCAUGAAUGCUGCCCUCAGCUGCACCACAGUCGGUUGGGGCACCUGCGUCAUUGUUGGAGUAGCUAUUGGUGAAGAAGGUUUCAUUGUUUCUCCAAUGGAGCUGAUAAUGGGCCGGACAAUCAAGGCCACAUUUUUUGGAGGCUGGAAGGCCAUAGAAUCCGUACCCAAGCUGGUGUUAGAUUACAUGGCAGGGAAAUUCAACCUGGAUGCACUGGUGUCCUAUACGCUACCUUUCGAAAAAAUCAACGAGGCAUUUGAUCUUAUGCGUGAGGGUAAAAGCAACCGAACAGUCCUUGUAUAUUAAGAACUGAAUGCAAACUUUGGAGGACAAGAAACCCAAGAAAACAAUAUCCUUCUUUGAAUGUCUCAUUAACAUCUGAUUCAUUUAUCUCCUCAAAACAUAAUUGCAAGAGCACGUCUUUAUAACUCCAGAUCACUAAGAAAUAGCCAUAAGCUUUUAGGGCAACAUUAACUUCUGUGUCAUCCUUAUUAAUUUAUCGUGACCAUAUGAAAAGGAGGACACGGCACCUGUAUCUUUUAGGAAAAAGAGGCGACUAGCUCUGGUGCUAUAAAAUCUCAAAAAGGUUUCUUUAUUUUUCUUAUACGAAAUAUAAAAAAUAUUCUAAAAACUUUAAACCAAACUUGUACAAUGCUCAAUGUUUCAGAUCUUGUGGAUCCUUUGUCAGGAGCUGCACAACGAAAUGAAUUAUUUUUCUCAGUAAUUAUAAAUUCAAAACCUUAUUGAUAUUUUUCUACAAGAUUGCAGUCGUAUUCAUUCUUUCUCCUUCAGCAGUCAAACUGUUCUGUUUAACAGUUGUAUAGCAAAAGGAAUUUCAGCAGGUGUCAUUUGUAUGCAUGCAGCACCUGGUGAAAUUCCCUCUUCAUCACAACAGUUAAAGCUGUAGGAGCUCUGCCCUCUUUUGUAUCUGGUCAAAGCACCUGCAGCUUUCACUGUUGUGAUGAAGAGGAAAUUUGACCAGGUGCUGCAUACAUACAAUUUACACCUGCUGAAAUUCCCUUUCAAUACAACUGUUAGGUACAGGAGCCCUGUCCUCCUUUUCAUAUCGUCACCCUAAUUAAUCCCAACAUCACUUUAAACUGAAUCAUGGGUUAAUCUCUAGAUAUUGAUGUGUUGUGCUGGUGCAUCACAUUUCUAUAUGUAGAUCAGCAGCUUCUGUGUAGAACCACUUUUCAGCUAAAGCUACCAUAUGCAAAAAAAAUUUUAAAGCUAUAUAUGUUAAGAAUUUAUUUAUUUAUAUUUA
Elgaria multicarinata webbii is the source of this 2181-nucleotide messenger RNA. Its product is annotated as all-trans-retinol dehydrogenase [NAD(+)] ADH4-like. NCBI's taxonomy places the organism in Eukaryota, Metazoa, Chordata, Lepidosauria, Squamata, Anguidae. Gene Ontology annotation, biological process: formaldehyde catabolic process. Gene Ontology annotation, cellular component: cytosol. The coding region runs from base 78 to 1223 and encodes 381 amino acids. Gene Ontology annotation, molecular function: zinc ion binding; S-(hydroxymethyl)glutathione dehydrogenase [NAD(P)+] activity. The record is from RefSeq and is a predicted model, not a curated record. The transcript has 9 exons.